This is a messenger RNA of Pocillopora meandrina, 7295 nucleotides long. Lineage: Eukaryota; Metazoa; Cnidaria; Anthozoa; Scleractinia; Pocilloporidae. The record is from the annotation of a GenBank genome assembly.
UUAACGUUUAUUUCCUCAGCGGAUACAAAAGGAUGCAAAAUAUCAGUGGAUGCUGCUACAUCCCUCGGUAAACCUCAAUAUAACAACCAGCCCCGGCAGCCUACCUACAGCUGCACGCCUAGCAGCAGCAGCUCCAAUCAGUAUGAAGUGCACGUACUAUCUGUUUACGAGGUUAUCAACAGACGUCCCCCGACCGCUGGUGACGCUACUGUUAACAUCUUCAGCGGUGGAAGGCCCGACAGACCUCUUGUACUUGUACUUGUAAGUUACGAACCUGUAAAUUGGAUCCUCAAGCUACCAUCUGACGUCACAAUAAGUAGGGUGAUACUGGUACGUACACAAAAGAGACAAUUAUAUGAUAAAUAAAUCAUUUCGACAGAAGGGUCACUUUAAAAACCUUCGACGUUCAACCUUUUCACUUUAUAUGGAAACAUUAAUCUCCCGACUCAAAAAUUAACACCUGAACGACUGUAAAUGUGCCUGCAAAACUAUUCUUUGUAUAUUCUUCGCUAGUAUUCGUUUUGUCAAGCUAUAAGUUGAUCAUGGGGGUUUUUUGGAGAACACGCCAAAAGCUAAAUUGAAUGUGGAAAUACAAAAUGAAAAAAGGACACAAAUAAAACAGGUUUAUAUCUUUGUUUCUCUCUUUAAAGGUUGCAUACUACGUGGAUAAAAGUUCAGUCAGUGGAGACGUAAACCAAGUACAGGCGAUUGAACGAAAGAGUUACCGCGACUCAUGGCCGACAGGAUUUGGUAGUGAUUCAGGCGGUGGAGAUACAGUUGGGCUUCUAAAGUAAGAAAACAGAAAAAGGCAUUGAAUGUUUGAAAUAUGCCGCCUAACCCCCUUGCCUCCUCGGUGCUGCCGUCCUUUUCACUACAACUGUCGUAAGGAUUUUAAAGUCAGCCUUAAUAGCGAGGAGUGAUUUAUAUUGGACAAUCGUCUCCAUUAAUUCACUGUGCUUAUACAUAAUAUGUCUUUACUUUUAGGAGGGGGGGGGGGGUCGCUCGAAACCUGCUAGCCUCUCUAGUGGUACCGUCCAUACCAAUAUCUGAUAUCGCUCCUUCGGAUCUUAGACUCACUGCGUCUUGAUAGCGAGAAAUGAACGAAAAAUUAUUUGCAUUAAUCUAUUGACUAUUUAACAGUGGACUGAUUUCAUUGACCGGCCAUAUUUGAAUUUCUUUUUACAGGAAGAUUUAUGAAAAGUUUGGUGUGGUGACGUCGUUUACAAGCACUUACAAAGCAGAUAAAUGGUCUUUGAAUCUACGUUCUUCAAAUGGUACCUAAUUGAUCACUCUAAACCCAAUAUUAAGGAUUAUUGGCUUUCUGGCAGGUUUGACUAUGAGGACAUCACUGAAAUUUUUGAUCGGCGCAAAGCUGUCCGUUUUUUGAGAUAAGAAUUUUUGUUUCCACAAGAACUGACAUUUAGAAUAAAAAUAUAUAAUAUUUAAUUUCUCUGGUACAUCUGCCUUGAAAGCUUCAGACGAGGUUUACAAUAUAUCAAUUUGAGGUAAGCUGACUGGGUAGUAUCUUUCAUUUCUGCCGUCGCCUUUUAGGAAUUACCUUACAGGUCAGGAUGAGCCGUUGAAUAACAAUUGCUUGCACCCAAAUGUCCUGAUACUGACGGCCACAUCAUACAUGAUUUGCUUUUGUCUCCCUCUAAAAAGGGUCGGGGUCUAGCAUCGUCGGUAACAGCACAUCCUCUGCCAACACCGUCAUCACCAGCACCACACCUACCACCACCAUACCGUCUACCUCAUCCACAGCCAAGCUGCAUCGCAAAAAAUGUUACUGGUGGAACAAUGGCUAUCACUGCUCCGGCCUAUAUGGCACAAAAACAGCUACCUGCAUCGAUGGGUACUGCGUCUGCUCUUUCCAAGACUAUGAUUAUCAUACUUGUUUGCGUAAGAUUCCCUUUGCUGUUUCUUUUUAUUGUGAAAUUUUCAAUAUGGACGGCUUCUGCCAAGAAUGGUUUUGUCCAGUAUAACAGAUUUCAGAAUCUUUUAAGGUAAAUGCAUUGACACUCAACCAUAACGAUGCAGGCUGAAGUUUACGUACUGGACGAUAUAGCAAUGACUUCAGUAGCCUUGAACAGUCUAAUUAAUCUUGAAUUCUUCUGUUUCGCCAUGUUUUGCCGGGACCUUUGUAAGAUCUCAACAUGUAUUGCCGUUCUUUUCUUUUUUUAAUAUGUCCUCAGCUGAUACAAAAGGAUGCAAAAUAUCAGUGGAUGCUGCUACAUCCCUCAGCAAACCUCAAUAUAACAAUCAGCUCCAGCAGCCUACCUACAGCUGCACGCCUGGCAGCAGCAGCUCCAGUCAGUAUGAAGUGCACGUAUUAUCUGUUUACGAGGUUAUCAACGGACGUCCCCCAACCGCUGCUGACGCUACUGUUAACAUCUUCAGCGGUGGAAGGUUAGACAGACCUCUUGUACUUGUACUUGCAAGUUACGAACCUGCAAAUUGGAUCUUAAAGUUACCGUCUGACGUCACAAUAAGUAGGGUGAUACUGGUAAGUAGGCAACAGAGACCAUAUAUGAUAAAUAAAUCAUUUUGACAGGAGGGUCACUUUAAAAAUCUUCGACGUUCAACCUUCUAAUCUAUUUGUUGAAACCUUAAUCUCCCGACUUAAAAGUUUACAACUAAACGACUGCAAAACUAUUUUUUGUAUAUUCUUUGCUAGUAUUCGUUUUGUCAAGCUAUAAGUUGAUCACGGGGGUUUUUUGGAGAACACGCCAAAAGCUAAGUUAAAUGUGGAAAUGCAAAAUGAAAAAAGGACACAAAGAAAACGGGUUUAUAUCUUUGUUUCUCUCUUUGAAGGUUGCAUACUACGUGGAUAAAAGUUCAGUCAGUGGAGACAUAAACCAAGUACAGACGAUUGAACGAAAGAGUUACCGCGACUCAUGGCCAAGAGGAUAUGGUAGUGAUUCAGGCGGAGGAGAUACAGUUGGGCUUCUUAAGUAAGAAAACAGAAAAAGGCAUUGUAUGUUUGAAAUAUGCCGCCUAACCCCCUCGCCUCCUCAGUGCUGCCGUCCUUUUCACUACAAUUGUCGUAAGGAUUUUAUACUCAUCUUGCCUCAAUAGCGAGAAGUGGUUGGACAAUCGUCUCCAUUGAUCCAAUGUCCUUAUACAUAGCAUGUCUUCUCUUUUAUGGGAGGAAUUCGUUCGGAAGCUAUUAGCUUCUCCAGUGAUACCGUCCAUCCCACUAUCUGACAUCUCUCCGUCUGAUCUUGGACCCACUGCGCCUUGAUAGCGAAAAAAGAACGAAAAACUGUUUGCAUAGAUCUAUUGUCUAUUUAAAUAUGAAGUGAUUCCAUUGACAGGCUAUAAUUAAUUUCUUUUUACAGGAAGAUUUAUGAAAAGUUUGGUGUGGUGACGUCGUUUACAGGCACUUACAGAGCAGAUAAAUGGUCUUUGAGUUUAAGUUCUUCAAACGGUACCUAAUUCGUUACUAUUAACCCAUUACUAAGGAUUAUUGAUUCUCUAGUAGGUUUUGCGAUCAGGAAAUCGCUGAAAUUUUUGAUCGGCGCAAAGCUGUCCGUUUUUUGAGAAACGAAUUUUUUUUCCACAAGAACUGACAUUUAUGAUAAAAAUUGAUAAUAAUUUCUCUGGUACAUUUGCCUUGAAAGCUUCAAACAAGAGGUAGGCUGACUGGAGAGUAGCCUAUAGCAGCUGCUAAUAAUCUAUAUGCAUCCAACGGUGGAUGUAAGUAAAACAGGCAAACCUUCGACUAUGACCAGGGUCAACGCCUCAUAUUCUUUUGGAAGAGUAAUCUCCCUUCCAAAUUUUGAAAAUGCAGGGGUGAACCAUACAGUACCAAGUGCUUAAAGUUACCCCCGAAUGAUUAAUAGAUUUUCCCUCACUGAGACGAGUUAGUUAAUUGCACUGCAUGAUCUCAUCAGUUAUUUUAAGAGCAUGUUUGUACGUAUGGUUUUUAUAUAAACCUGUGACCUACCGCUCUGUAACCUUGACAUAACUAAACAGUCGGAGGACAUCGAUCAAAGUAGUUAUGGUCUUCGAACACUGAUAGACUGUAGUGGGAUGUUAGAAAUAAUAUAUAUUUAACGGAACACUAAAAUGCAAAAAACAUUUUGCAUCUUUCAUUUCUGCCGUCGCCUUUUAGGAAUUACCUUACAGGUCAGGACUAGGCGUUGAAUAACAACUGCUUACACCCAAAUGACCUGAUACUGACGUCCACAUCAUACGUGAUUUGCUUUUGUCUCCCUCUUGGAAAGGGUUGGGGUCUAGUAUUGUGAGUAGCAGCACGCCCUCUGCCAACACCGUCAUCACCAGCACCACACCUACCACCACCAUACCGUCUACCUCAUCCACAGCCAAGCUGCAUCGCAAAAAAUGUUACUGGUGGAACAAUGGCUAUCACUGUUUCGACCUAUAUGGCACAAAAACAGCUGCCUGCAUCGAUGGGUACUGCGUCUGCUCUUUCCAAGACUAUGAUUAUCAUACUUGUUUGCGUAAGAUUCCCUUUGCUGUUUCUUUUUACUGUGAAAUUUUCAAUGUGGACGGCUUCUGUCAAGAAUGGUUUUGUCCAAUAUAAUAGAUUUCAGAAUCUUUUAAGGUAAAUGCAUUGACACUCAACCAUAACGAUGCAGGCUGAAGUUUACGUGCUGGAAGAUAUAGCACUGACUUCAGCAGACUUGAACUGUCUAAUUAAUAUUGAAUUCCUUUGUUUCUCCAUGUUUUGCCGGGACCUUAGUAAGAUCUCAACAUGCAUUGCCGUUCUUUUUUUUUUUUGAAUAUGUCCCCAGCUGAUACAAAAGGAUGCAAGAUAUCAGUGGAUGCUGCUACAUCCCUCGGUAAACCUCAAUAUAACAACCAGCCCCGGCAGCCUACCUACAGCUGCACGCCUGGCAGCAGCAGCUCCAGUCAGUAUGAAGUGCACGUAUUAUCUGUUUACGAGGUUAUCAACAGACGUCCCCCGACCGCUGGUGACGCUACUGUUAACAUCUUCAGCGGUGGUAGGUCAGACAGACCUCUUGUACUUGUACUUGCAAGCUACGAACCUGUAAAUUGGAUCUUAAAGUUACCAUCGGACGUCACAAUAAGUAGGGUGAUACUGGUAAGUAGGCAACAGAGACAAUUAUAUGAUAAAUAAAUCUUUUCGACAGAAGGGUCACUAUAAAAAUCAUCCCUUCAACCUUCUCACCUAUAUGUUGAAACCCUUAAUCUCCCCACCUAAAAAUUAACACCUUAACGACUUAAAAAAAGCCUGCAAAACUAUUCUUUGUAUAUUCUUUGCUAGUAUUCGUUUUGUCAAGCUAUAAAUCAAUAAUGGGAGAUUUUUGGAGAACCAACAAAAACUAAGUUAAAUGUGGAAAUACAGACUGAGAAAAGGUAACACAAGGAAAAAAAGUUUAUAUCUUUGUUUUUCUCUUUGGAGGUUGCAUACUACGUGGAUAAAAGUUCAGUCAGUGGAGACGUGAACCAAGUACUGGCGAUUGAACGAAAGAGUUACCCAGGCUCAUGGCCAAGAGGAAUUGGUAGUGAUUCAGGGGGUGGUGAUACAGUAGGGCUUCUCAAGUAAGAAAGCAGAAAAGUGUAUUGAGUGCAUGUCAUAUGACCCUCCCCCUCCCCGAACACUGAUACGUAGAGAAUUGAAAAUGAUGGAACAUGACUCUUGACCAAGAGUUAAAUGACGCUAUGAAGUACAGUCUGACAUAUAUUUGCUGGACCAUUUAAAGAAAUUGUGUUUUUUUUACACAUAUAUCAUAUUUUACACAUAUAUCGGACACUUUGACUGACUGACCAGGCUCCGGUUGCUCGAAGGUAGGAUAACACUAUCCACUGGAUAACAAUCUAUCCGGUCGAUAACGGCAUACGUUUUGCUAUCACUAAUCUUCCGGACAGCGAUUUAUCUGUUAGAUAGCGUUAUCCGCCUUUUAUACAACUGGGCCCAGAUCUGAUCGAAAAAACUGUCUCGAUUGAUCUAUUGAUUUGCUAAAAGAAAUCAUUAAUUAGUUUGUUUGAACAUGCUUGGAUUUCUUUUGAUAGGAAGAUAUACGAGAGGUUUGGUGUGGUGACGUCAUUUACAGGCACUUACAGAGCAGACAAAUGGUCACUGAAUUUAUCCUCCCAAAGCCAUGACAAAAAGACGAAAUCCUCCUGUCACGAGGUUAGUAACCGUAAUGAUAAGUUAAUAUCAUCAUCAUCAUCAUAUUUUUAUAUGCCUUAUUUCCACAAUACAAAAAAAUUUAUUUACAGCGGUUAUAGCUAGAAGGCGAGGAAACCCAGGAAGCCACCAGGCUUAUGAGAGAGCCACCUCACUUACAUUAAUAAAUAAAGUAAAGAAAAAGUGCUGCGAAUGUGCGGCUAGGCCAAUUCAAGGAUUAUUUAAGUAAAAACUCUUGCAUUUUCGUCUUAAAACUAAGAAGGUUUGACGAACAAGUGACUGAAACAGGAAGAGAGUUCCAAAUUUUAGGACCUUAGUAGAGAAUUGUAAAUUGCUUGAGAUUUGUACGGCACAAAUGCGUUCGAUAAUUACUGGCUGUUCUGGUACCAUAGUUGUGAAUUUGGCUAUUCGUUACCAAAAGAUUGAGAAGCAAUGGAGGCAAUAAGUUAUUUCUAUAAUAAAACAUGAAUUUGGCGAUUUCAAACGUAUUGACUUGGAAAAUAUCUAAAAUUCCUAGUUUGGAGAAUAAUAUGAACAUCAUCCGUUUAUGCCUAAGCGAUCGAGAGUGAGACUCUAUUAUUAUCAUUGCCAUCAUUAGCAUACUCGGGGAUCGGUCAUUAUUUGUCCACGGGAGGGGGAGGGUGUAGAAUGCGAUCCUCCCAAAACUCCUCUCCACCUACUGCCCCACUCAUACGAUGAAUAAGAACUGAUCACUCGUCGGAGCGAAAUUUGAAACAACUAGUUUUGUUCCAACUGAUGUCUUUUUCUAAAGUGAAUAUUGUCUUUCAGGUCGUUGAGAAGUUGAGCAAGAGGAUUGAAUUGCUGUCUGAAGAAGUAAAGAAUCAUAAGAUGAAAAUCAUCUCUCUCAAGGAAAAGCGUGAUGAGUCAUUUGCCCCUCAAAUUUCGUCGGGUGAACCCAUACACAAGAUUCACAAGAAUCUAGCUAGCAUUUUUGCGACAAUAGUACUAACAGCACAUAUUUAUUUGGUGAUGUGAACCUUUUACAUUUGAAAAAGCUGUGAAAUUAAGACGCAUUCUGCCGUAAACGUUGUAAGAAGAGGCUAAAGAUUCCAAAAGUGCUGCUAAAUUUAACAGUUGUACGUUCCCUUGCUUAAAAAGAAUGGAAACACUUACAUACAACUCUGUCUGACCACUCUGUUGCUUGUAAGUUAACUCU